Molecule: messenger RNA, 1455 nt
Organism: Alternaria ethzedia
Lineage: Eukaryota; Fungi; Ascomycota; Dothideomycetes; Pleosporales; Pleosporaceae
Product: Delta(24)-sterol C-methyltransferase
Exons: 4
Coding region: 1-1455 (484 amino acids)
Biological process (GO): farnesyl diphosphate metabolic process; ergosterol biosynthetic process
Cellular component (GO): endoplasmic reticulum membrane
Molecular function (GO): squalene synthase [NAD(P)H] activity
Source: RefSeq, a predicted model, not a curated record
AUGCCGAGCCCUCUGAGCAUGCUCUACUACGUCGUCCACCCCAAUGAGCUACGGUCUAUCAUUCAAUGGAAGGUAUGGCACAACGCAGUACACGAGCGCGACGAAUCGAAAGAAUGCGAAUCCCUCAAACGAUGCUUCCACUUCCUCAACAAGACAAGCCGAAGUUUUGCCGCCGUUAUCCUCGAACUGCACCCCGACCUUCUGGUGCCCGUCGCGCUAUUCUACCUGGUCCUGCGCGGUUUGGACACAAUCGAGGAUGACAUGACAAUCCCUCUGGAGAAGAAGGAGCCGAUCCUCCGCAACUUCGACGAGAUUCUGGAGAAGGAUGGGUGGAACUACACAGAGAACGGCCCCAACGAGAAGGACAGGCAGCUUCUGGUUGAGUUCAACGUGGUGAUUGAGGAGUUCAAGAAGAUCAAGCCCGUCUACCAGGACAUCAUCAAGGACAUUACCAAGAAAAUGGGCAACGGCAUGGCAGACUACGCGAACAACGCCGAGUUCAACGCCGGCGUCAACACCAUCAAGGACUACGAACUGUACUGCCAUUACGUCGCAGGUCUGGUUGGUGAGGGUUGCACGCGCCUCUUCGUUGAGGCUGGUCUCGCGAACGCUGCGCUGCUCAAGAGACCGGAACUGAUGGAGUCCAUGGGUCAAUUCCUCCAGCAGGUCAACAUCACUCGUGACAUCAAGGAGGAUCUGGACGACGGACGACGAUUCUGGCCUAGGGAGAUCUGGUCGAAACACGUGGAUAAGUUUGAGGAUCUCUUCAAGCCCGAGAACAAGCAGCAGGCCCUGAACUGUAGCUCAGAGAUGAUCCUGACUGCACUCACUCGGGCAGACGACUGCUUGUACUACCUGGCAGGUCUCCGAGAGCAGAGUGUGUUCAACUUCUGCGCUAUCCCACAGUCCAUGGCCAUCGCGACGCUCGAGACCUGCUUCCAGAACUAUGCUCUUUUCCAGAAGAACGUCAAGAUCACCAAGGGCGAGGCGUGUCAGUUGAUGGUUGAGUCGACACAGAACCUGCAGCUUGUCUGCGAGGUCUUCAGGCGAUAUGCUCGCAAGAUUGCGAGGAAGAACAACCCCCACGACCCCAACUUCCUCAAGAUCAGCAUCACCCUCGGAAGGAUUGAGCAAUUCAUCGAGUCGAUAUUCCCGUCGCAACAGCCACCAGUGGACAAGAAGGCACCUGCCACCAUCGAGGAGGCGGAGCGGAAACGGAAGGAGGACUCCGAGGCCAACUGGGAUUUGGUCUACAUUGUCGCCGCUGUCAUUGGUACAGUUCUGGUCAUCACAUUUUUCAUGCUCUUCGUCGCCUGGCUCUGUGGUGCUCGCUUCGAUAUCGCUUACGAACAAUUCAAGAUGGAGUUCGGCAAGCUGAUGGGAGUCAUGGGCCUCGACAAGACGCCUCAAGCGGUUACAGAAGUCCACGAGACGCUGAACAAGAGCGAACUAUGA